AGGAGGAGGGCUAUAGAAGGAGGAAUUUACUUCUGUCUGAAGCAGUCUAGGUUUGCAAGAAUUGCAUCCUCUCCGCUGCCAAGCAAUCUUUCAAAAUGCUAUGAUGUCAGCGACUGCUUCAGCAGCUUUACCUGCCCUUGUGAGGAGGGGACAGGUUAUGCUCCACUCCCUUGUUGCGUGAUACUUCAGGGAGGUAACUUCCUGCUUUUGAGUUUAGUAAGGAAGGGAACGUGAGCAGGCAAAAGAAGGAGUCCCGAAAACCUUUAAAGUCUGAUCUUCGGAUUAAGAAAAAAAAAAAAAGGGGGAAUACAUAGAAAAACCGGUUGCAGCGUUGUUAUCUACAUGAGAGGGACCUGCUUUUCGGAAAAGAGAUGUUGGAGGAUUUAGCAGCAAAGCACCGUGAUCACCCAGACUCCUGUAUCAGCCCCCUGCUUGCUCAUGAGCCAGCGCUGGGUCAUGCAGAUCAAAAAACAAGCAGCAGUGGCAGCAGCAAACCGAAUAUGCUGCGAUGCCGCACAUCUAUCGCCACAACAGCUGACGAACAGCCACACAUUGGAAACUACCGGCUCCUCAAAACCAUUGGCAAAGGCAACUUUGCUAAAGUUAAACUUGCACGGCAUGUACUGACUGGCAAAGAGGUUGCUGUAAAAAUUAUAGAUAAAACGCAACUUAACUCAUCUAGUCUACAGAAGCUUUUCAGAGAAGUGAGGAUCAUGAAAGUUUUAAAUCACCCUAACAUAGUUAAGUUAUUUGAGGUUAUUGAAACUGAGAAGACUCUGUAUCUUAUUAUGGAGUAUGCUAGUGGAGGAGAAGUGUUUGAUUACCUUGUUGCACAUGGACGGAUGAAAGAGAAAGAAGCCCGUGCCAAAUUCCGGCAGAUUGUAUCUGCUGUACAGUAUUGCCAUCAAAAGUUAAUUGUGCAUAGAGACUUGAAGGCUGAGAACUUGCUGCUAGACUCAGACAUGAACAUUAAGAUUGCAGACUUUGGCUUCAGCAAUGAAUUCACGUUUGGGAACAAGCUAGACACAUUUUGUGGAAGCCCUCCCUAUGCAGCACCUGAACUUUUUCAGGGCAAGAAGUAUGAUGGUCCUGAGGUUGAUGUAUGGAGUUUGGGUGUUAUUCUCUAUACACUUGUUAGCGGUUCUCUUCCCUUUGAUGGGCAGAACUUGAAGGAGUUGCGUGAGCGAGUAUUACGUGGGAAAUAUCGUAUUCCUUUUUACAUGUCCACGGAUUGUGAAAACCUGCUAAAGAAAUUUCUCAUAUUAAACCCCUCCAAGAGGGGUACACUUGAGCAAAUAAUGAGGGAUCGCUGGAUGAAUGUUGGACAUGAAGAAGAUGAACUGAAGCCCUAUGUGGAGCCUAUUCCAGAUUACAAGGACCCCAAAAGAACAGAGUUAAUGAUAACCAUGGGCUAUUCUCGUGAGGAAAUCUCAGAUUCUCUAGUUAACCAGAAAUACAAUGAGGUCAUGGCUACUUACCUACUGCUGGGUUACAGAACAUCUGAGAUGGAUAAUGACAACUUAACUCUGAAGCCCAGACCCCCACCAGACAUCAGUAAUAGUAUAGUCACGUCACCUGCUCACAAAGUGCAGCGCAGUGUAUCAGCCAAUCCCAAGCAGAGGAGACUCAGUGACCAGGCUGGACCAGCCAUCCCCAACUCCAAUUCCUACUCCAAGAAAACCCAAAGCAACAAUGCUGAAAACAGGCGACCUGAGGAUGAGAAAGAAAGUGGGCGCAAAUCCAGCAGCACUGUCAGAGUUCCACCAAGUCCUCUUUCUGGGCUUGACAGAAAGAAGACAACGCCAACCCCAUCUACGAACAGUGUACUUUCUACUGGCACUAAUCGUAGUCGUAACUCACCAAUGCUGGACAGAGCCUCACUUGUGCCUGGAUCUGUACAGAAUGGUAAAGACAGCUUCUCCACACCUGGGUCCCGUGCUUCCACCGCUUCUGCCCCAGCCACCUCUGCUCGGAUUCGGCAACACCAGAAAUCCAUGUCCACUUCUGUGCACCCUUCCAAACCCGCUCCUUCCUUGGAAGGCAACUGUGACGUUCAAAGGCCAAGCACAGCCCCCCAGAGAGUGCCUGUAGCAUCCCCAUCGGCUCACAACAUAAGUAGCUCCGCAACAGAGCGAACCAACUUCCCUCGUGGUGUUUCCAGCCGCAGCACAUUUCAUGCUGGCCAGGUCCGCCAAGCUCGGGACCAACAGAAUUUGGGAUUUGGAAGUGUUUCUCCUGCUUCUCCUUCUGGCAACAGCCAGGGGAGGCGGGGGGCUACUGGGAGCAUAUUUAGCAAAUUUACAUCCAAAUUUGUGCGCCGAAAUCUGUCUUUCAGAUUUCCAAGAAGGAAUCCAAAUGAACCCGAAGUGAAAGACCGAGUGGAGAGUACAAGGCCUCACCUCUCAGUGGUAGACAAGGAGAAGGAUAAAGAAGACCAUCGGGAUUCCAAGCCACGCUCACUGCGCUUCACCUGGAGCAUGAAAACCACCAGCUCAAUGGAGCCCAACGAGAUGAUGAGAGAGAUUCAAAAAGUCCUGGAUGCAAACAACUGCCAACACGAGUCACAGGAAAAAUAUAUGCUGCUGUGCAUCCAUGGGAGUCCAGGUCACGACAACUACGUGCAGUGGGAAAUGGAGGUGUGCAAGCUUCCACGUCUCUCUCUCAACGGUGUGCGCUUCAAGCGCAUCUCUGGCACCUCCAUGGCGUUUAAGAACAUUGCUUCCAAAAUAGCCAACGAUCUGAAACUUUAACCUGGCUCUUUCUCUGUGAGGGAGAGAAACACAGGACUGCAAAAAGGCACAGCCACCCCCUUCCCCCCCCUGCUCUCUUGUGGCACGAGAUUGUAGGAAAUUGCACCACGUUCUGGAAGUGGCCAAUGCAGCGUAAAGGAGAAUAGCAGGGUGUACGGAUAAACUCCUCCUUUCACCAUAGAAUUUGAGCAUAUUUUAUUUGGAAUAGAUUUAUUAUAAUUGUUUUUCUUUUCAUUUUUUUUUUCCUUCAGAGAUUGGGGGUGGGAUUCGAAUUAUAUUAUAACCAGAGAAGUUGGCGGGGGGGGGGGGGUGAAAAACAAAACUAGGAUGUUUGCCUCCCCCCCCCCCUCCUCAUUCAAAUGUCAGCUGUGUGCUGCUGUUACCUCUGAUACAGAUUUAGGAAUCCGAGGCUGAGAUAAAUUUCUAGGCUUGAGGGAGAGGAUUUCAUGAAGCCUUUUUUUCAGUCCAGUCCAGUUUCACUUGACAUUUUACAGAACUUUAAAGGCAUGUCUUAGACACUGAAAUAAUAGCUCAGGGUGCCCAUAAUACACCGGUACAGAGAGCGAGACGCAUACAGGCAACGUGGGAGAGUGUGUGGGUGACAGGAUUUGUAUGCAGGAGACCUUAUGGGCAACUGAUGUUUUAUAAAUAAAUGAAAAUGCAGGUU
Molecule: messenger RNA, 3417 nt
Organism: Xenopus laevis (African clawed frog)
Lineage: Eukaryota; Metazoa; Chordata; Amphibia; Anura; Pipidae
Gene: mark2.L
Product: microtubule affinity regulating kinase 2 L homeolog
Exons: 19
Coding region: 372-2750 (792 amino acids)
Biological process (GO): microtubule cytoskeleton organization; intracellular signal transduction
Cellular component (GO): endomembrane system; dendrite; cell periphery
Molecular function (GO): kinase activity; protein serine/threonine kinase activity; ATP binding
Source: RefSeq, a predicted model, not a curated record